AUGGCGACGACGUUGGAUUUUGCAUCGCCUGGCCCGGUGACCAGGAGCUACCGGCUCGUGGUACAUCACUACGGGUUCAUGAAGGAGCAGUGCCGCAAUGGGCAGCCGAUCGAGUUUCCCCCUUUCAAGGCUGGGGAUUGCUCCAGGUGCAUCUACUACUACCCCAACGGCCGCUCCACCUCCAGCGCAGACUACAUUUCAAUCUUCAUCGCCGGCGCUGGCGGCAGAGCAGUCACCGACGAACCUGUCAAGGCACGAGUUAGUUUCACUUUGCUCGAUGGUGCUGGGGAACCCGUGCCUGGUCACUCCUGCUCAGGCGUAUGGGAGUACUCUAAACUAGACUGGUACGGCUGCGAUCUUUUCAUCCACAAGGAGUCUUUGGAGGCGUCGGAGUAUCUCGUCGACGACCGCCUCACUAUCGAGUGCGUCGUCUCCGUCGAAAGGGCGUACGACUUGCAGCAGCGUCUCUCGUUGGAUCCCGACGUCACGUUCCAAGUCGGCGGAGAGGCGUUCAGCGUCCACAGGUGUGUUCUUGCUGCCAAGUCGCCGGUGUUGGAGGCGGAGCUCGCAAGAGAGAGCACCUUGGCAGCAGGGGCUUGCUGCAUACACAUCGACGAUAUGCUGCCUCAGGUGUUCAAGAGCGUGCUACAUUUUGUGUACACAGAUUCGUUGCCGGAGAUGACGACGGGGCCAGAAGAAGAGUCGAUCAUGGCUGAGCAUUUGCUGGUAGCCGCGGACAGGUUCGACAUGCAGGAGCUCAAGCUGAUUUGCGAGGAGAUACUGAGCAGUGACAUCAAUGUGAAUACUGUCACGAAGACAUUGGGACUGGCUGUACAACACCACUGCCAUAUGCUUAGGGACGCCUGCAUUGAGUUUCUUGGAGAUCCUCCUGUACUCGAGGCGGUCAUGGCGACCGACCAUGACAUACUCGAGCUAGUGGCUAAAAAUUGCCCUAUGCUUUUGAAGGAGAUGUGGGCGUAUGAGGAUGACCCAAUGCAAGAUGAGUUGGCCAUGUGCUUUUGA
Messenger RNA from Miscanthus lutarioriparius, 1023 nucleotides. Lineage: Eukaryota; Viridiplantae; Streptophyta; Magnoliopsida; Poales; Poaceae. The record is from the annotation of a GenBank genome assembly.